This is a messenger RNA of Durio zibethinus, 1653 nucleotides long. RefSeq names its product U-box domain-containing protein 26-like. Gene Ontology annotation, molecular function: ubiquitin protein ligase activity. The record is from RefSeq and is a predicted model, not a curated record. Gene Ontology annotation, biological process: protein ubiquitination. Lineage: Eukaryota; Viridiplantae; Streptophyta; Magnoliopsida; Malvales; Malvaceae.
CUCAUAGUACUGAAUAUUGAUAGCUCAGUUUCACUUUCCCAGGCCCGUCAUUUCUGCACUUUUGGCUAUAGAAUCUGAAUUCAAAAAAGCAACUUUCACAGUAACUUUGUUUAGUAUUUUUUUUUAAUUCAAAGUGCCUUUUGGUAUUUGUCUUUUAAUACCCUCCAUCUUGCAUUGGGCAAAGAAAUCAAUUCCCACACCCUUUCUGUAAAUUCUUUAUUCCAUUUCUUCAGCACCCACUUCAGAAGAUUCUCAAUUGAACAAAUACCAUCAAUUCAUUUUUCAUUCAUUCUUUUUUUUUUUCCCAUUAACUUUCUUGUUGAAGCUUUUGGUUUUUUCUUCUUAAUUCCAUGAAAGAAGUUCAAAUGACAAUACCUCAUUUGUUUAGAUGCCCAAUCAGCCUGGACUUGUUCACAGAUCCUGUCACUCUAUGUACAGGUCAAACUUAUGACAGAUCAAGCAUAGAAAAAUGGUUUGCUGCAGGUAAUCUCACAUGUCCUGUUACAAUGCAAAAGCUCCAUGAUCCAUCUCUUGUUCCCAAUCAUAAUCUUCGUCAUUUAAUUGAACUAUGGCGUGAUAUGGGCCACCAAUUUGACCCUGAUUACUUGACAACAAUCCAUCCUUUAGUCGCCCUGAAGCAAAACCUCGAAUCUCCUGAAGCUACCUUCGAAGAAAAACUUCAGACACUUGAAAAAAUUCAAGUCCUAACGGAUGAAAAACCAUCUAGAAAUUCCUUUCUGCUCCAAACAGGUUUCUUGACUUUACUUUUGCAACUACUUUUCGAAAAAGUAGACCAUGAAUUCUCCCAAGAGUAUGUGAAGUUUGUGGAGCAAGGACUUUGUUGUGUUCUUACGUUGCUGCCUUUUGGAGAAUUAGAGUGUUUGAAUAUGCUUAAAGAAGAGUCCAAGUUGGAAUCUUUUGUAGUUUUGUUUGAGCAUGGCAGUGUCAUGAUCAAGCAAAGCUUGUGUCAUCUUGUAGGGGCAAUCUCAUCAUCCUCAGAAACGAGGGAGGUAGGUGCAAUGAUUGGAAAAGACCAAAGGUUUUUACAUAAGAUUAUUUCUCUUGUUCAGCAGAAUUCUGAGACAUCUGAGGCUGGGAUCAAAGCCAUUUCAGCAUUGUGUUGCUUGGAAUCAAACAGAGAAACAUUGGUUCAACAGGGCCUAGUCAAGGGUCUGACAACAUAUAUUUUGAACUCAGAAAGAAAGGAAAGAAGCUUGGCAGCAAUAGCAAUGGCAAGACUAGAGCAACUUCUAGGGAUAGGGGGAGCAAAAGAGGAACUCAUAAACAAUCCGAACGGUAUCAAAGCAGUGGUGAAGAUGGUUUUCAGGGUAUCGGAUCAUGAAGGGAGUGAAAGUGCUGUUAACUCAUUAAUGAUGGUGUGUCAUGAAUCAUUUCAAGCAAGGGAAAAAGCAAUAGUAGCUGGAGUUUUGACACAGUUGCUGUUGCUUCUACAGAGCCAGUGUAGUGUUAGGACCAAAACAAAGGCAAGAACACUGCUGAAGCUGCUAAGUUCCACAUGGGCCGAGGAACAAUAGCAUGUAUUCUUUAGGACAAUUAGUAUCUGUGUGUGCCUCGGGGGCCUUUCUCUUAUAUAUGCUGUGUGAUAUAUUUGGGUUCCCUCUUCCCCCUAUCACUUAGUUUCUAUACAGAAAU